AUGGGUCAGGACGAAAGUAUUCCAAAGGAAAAUGAGAAGCUUGCCUUUUCAGAAGGCUCUGCAAAUAUAUACAUGCCUGCGGAAUACACUGAAAAUGAAAUUUUUUACAAUCCAGUUCAACAAUUUAACCGAGAUUUAACUUGUGCAGUUAUUCAAGCAUAUAGGAAUAGUAUAAAGGACGAUAUUUCGAUAUUUGAAGCAUUUGCAGCUUCUGGACUUCGUUCAAUUCGUUAUGCAAAAGAAGUUUCAGGAGUUAAAAAAAUUAUCGCCAAUGACUUGGAUCAAGCAGCCGUUGAGAUCAUCAAGAGAAAUAUUUUGAUUAACAAAGUUUCUAAUCUUGUUACUGCAUCUCAAGGAGACGCCAGAGAAAAAAUGCUUGAAAAUGAAAACCAAUUUCAAGUUUUAGACUUAGAUCCAUACUCUACAGCUGCACCAUUCCUUGAAGGUGUCGUUAAAGCAGCAACUGAUGGAGCUUUACUGUGCAUAACAAGUACAGAUGGACGUACACUUUGUGGUGUCCAACCUGAUGUUGCAUACUAA
This is a messenger RNA of Trichomonas vaginalis G3, 540 nucleotides long. RefSeq names its product tRNA (guanine-N2-)-methyltransferase protein. The record is from RefSeq and is a predicted model, not a curated record. Gene Ontology annotation, cellular component: nucleus. Gene Ontology annotation, biological process: tRNA N2-guanine methylation. Gene Ontology annotation, molecular function: RNA binding. Bases 1 to 540 code for a protein of 179 amino acids. The transcript has a single exon. Lineage: Eukaryota; Parabasalia; Trichomonadida; Trichomonadidae.